This is a messenger RNA of Alexandromys fortis (reed vole), 3367 nucleotides long. It is a transcript of the gene Ncald, whose product is annotated as neurocalcin delta. Lineage: Eukaryota; Metazoa; Chordata; Mammalia; Rodentia; Cricetidae. The transcript has 4 exons. Gene Ontology annotation, biological process: calcium-mediated signaling. The record is from RefSeq and is a predicted model, not a curated record. Gene Ontology annotation, molecular function: calcium ion binding; tubulin binding; actin binding. The coding region runs from base 201 to 782 and encodes 193 amino acids.
GACGUCAGCCAGAGGCAGAGUCUGUGCCUGAGUCUGUCCGCAUAGUCAAAGGCUUGUGAGAAUCUGGUGGAUGCUGGACCUCGCUGCUGAGGCUGUCGCUGCUGCUGUUGCUUUCACUGCGGUUGUUACUUCCCAGGGGCUGCAGGAGCAUGGACUACUAAACCCCACAUUGCUACGUGAGUUGAGUUCUUGCCACCAGGAUGGGGAAACAGAACAGCAAACUGCGCCCUGAAGUCAUGCAGGACUUGCUGGAAAGCACGGACUUCACUGAGCACGAGAUCCAGGAGUGGUACAAAGGCUUCUUGAGAGACUGCCCCAGCGGACACUUAUCAAUGGAAGAGUUUAAGAAAAUAUACGGGAACUUUUUCCCUUAUGGGGAUGCUUCCAAAUUUGCAGAGCACGUCUUCCGCACCUUCGAUGCAAACGGAGAUGGGACAAUAGACUUUAGGGAGUUCAUCAUCGCCCUGAGCGUAACGUCGAGGGGCAAGCUGGAGCAGAAGCUCAAGUGGGCCUUCAGCAUGUACGACCUGGAUGGCAACGGUUACAUCAGCAAGGCAGAGAUGCUGGAGAUUGUACAGGCAAUCUACAAAAUGGUGUCCUCUGUCAUGAAAAUGCCUGAAGAUGAAUCAACCCCAGAGAAAAGGACAGAAAAGAUAUUCCGCCAGAUGGACACCAACAGAGAUGGAAAGCUCUCCCUGGAAGAAUUCAUCCGAGGGGCCAAGAGCGACCCAUCCAUCGUGCGUCUCCUACAGUGCGACCCCAGCAGUGCUGGCCAGUUCUGAGCCGUGCACCCCAAGGACGCUACAGCUGCUUGUGUCUUCUGAUUAGCGUUGAAACUUUUUUUUUUUUUUUUUUGGCCAAACAAUAUUGAUGGUGACGCUGUCCCCUCUUGGGUCAGAUGUGCCCUCCUGUGACACCUUUGCCUCUUGCUUCUUUUGUCGUGGAUGCUUUGUGGGGAUGCCCAGAGCCCCGUGUGCUGUGGAGAGCAUGAGCACACUUCGCGGUGUCCCCGCCAGAUGACUUUUUAUCUUACCAUUAUCUCCACCCCCUUUGAUUCUAAUGUCUCUAUCUUAAAACCCAAGGCUUGGGGGCAAGAGAAGGGAAUUCCACCCAGCGCAUAGGGGCUCUGUUUGAAAGACAGAAGAAGAGGUUAUUACAGGGAGCUGGGACAUUACCACAAGAGGCUCACUCCCCUCUCUACCCCAGCAGGCUGUAGUUUCUAAGCUGUGAACAUUUCAAGGUAAAUUAACAGAGGAGAUGCGGGAAGACGGCUCAGCUAUUUUUUUUCCCACAGGUUUACACGAGUUGAGCUAAUACGAGUUUCUUUGAAAAAUCGGACACAGAUGGUAACAUUCUAAAACCAGACCCAUCUAACUGCCUACUUGUGAUUUAUAAAAAGACUGCUGUAUAUAAAACAUUGGGUAUUGCAGACCAAAUCAAGUGUUUUGCCUUGUAAAUGCAUGUCUAGUGAUUGCUGAUACAAUCUUACUCCCGAAGACUAUUCUUAGUUGCUCAUCGUGAAGCCAGCUACAAUGAAUGUCAAUGUCUUGUUUUAAAAUCGUAUCUGUCUUUGCACAAAUGUACCCAGUCAACAAGUAUAUUUUAUAUACUUUGUAAAACUACGAAGGAAUGAUGGAUGACAAGGGCCCAGUUUUGAUGUUUGAAUGGUUUUCCGGAGUCAAGGAGGCUGGAGGACAUGAGGAAGGCCGUUUUCCAAGCGUUUUUUCCGGCAUCCACAGCUCCACACGGACAGGGGCCAAGGCCCAGCAACGCACUGGUGGCGAAUGCAGGCAUGACGCGUUUCUAAGCAGAUGAAUGUUCAAUAGACUCGAAUAACAAACAGGACUUCCUAACAGUUUAACCCACAUCCUUGGUGGGGGAGCCAGAUCUAGAAUGUUCAUUUUUCCUGCCCACAGGUGCCCUUCGAAGAGUCAGUUGUGGGACAGCUAGGUAAUUUUCCCGCUCCAAGAGCCAGCGAGGGGGCCUGCAGUAUCCAAGGCCUAUGGGGAUCCCUCACUGCGUCCUUUGAAUGCAGCAAAGUAGAGCUGCUGCUUGGGCUGGUCACUCACAUACACUGCUUUGGAAUGAGGGCUUGGAAUAGGAACUUCUGGCCCCUGGCAAGCCAGAGCCCCACAAAACAGCUGGCAUCAGAAGGCCCAGAUACUGUGCGGAACCUGCUUGAGAGGAGGCAGGAAAGUCUCUGUCUGCUGCCAAGCCACUUCCUGUAGAACAAGAACCGCAUAAAGAUAAACCUGACCACAGGGACAGUGUGCCGAGAGGUUCCUGCCAGCCUGUAGCCUCCCUCCUGCCCCUGCCCCAAUGACACUUGUCCCUGGCAGAAGUUCAAACUUGAAUGGUGGAUUAAAAUGAAUCACUUAAUAGGUUGAAAUUUUGAGACCCAGAUUUUGUAAUCUUAAUUUUUCCUAGUGCCGUUUCCUCACAUUUUGUGCCAAGGCUUGCCAAAUCCCUUGGGCCAGAUGGCAAAGUCUGCUUUUGAGCAGCAGAAUGAACCCAAGUUGUAGAAAAGAAACAGAUAAGGGACCCAGCACACGGGUCACUGGGAACUGGACUCACACAGCCCUCUCUGAACUGAGGACUUGAUUCCUCUGUCUGGUCUCAGCUGAUGAGUGUCGUCAGUGUUGGAGAAUCCUCAAGGGGCCACCUCCAGCUGAGCGGAGUUUCCUAGAACUUAGAACCAGUGUGGGAACUAGAAAAAGUGACUUCCAGCUAUAGGGAAACAAAGAGGCUGAGGCAUAGGCUGUGAGCCCUGCGGUCCCCAGAAGGCAUGCAGAGUGUCAGAAACGGCUAGUCACACAGACACAACACACCAGGGCCAUUUUCUCCCCUCUUCUCUUCCCCACCUCACCUCACUCAGGUAUGGGCAUACCUAACUUUAUGCAUUUUGACCAAGGGACUUUAUAGCACCCAGACGGCUGGGUGCCUGAAGACACGUCACUCUGGUGAGGCAUUGCUCUGGCUGCAUCCUGGGGUAGCUGGAGGAAGUGGAGUCUGAUUUGUUCCCAGUAGAGGCAGCCUGUGCUGUCCACGGGAUAUGGGACUAAAUGGCGUAUGACUUGAAGGACACUUCAAAGUUGACUGUUCAUACCUCGCUUAAGAUGGAGAAGGGUGCUCUGGCACCCCAGCGUACACCCAGGGGGACUUUCUACAAGUGAAUUUAAUAAUACGUAUGUCAUACUACGUGGUAUGGUCCCGUUCUCAGUUGAUUGUAUAGCUCUUGCCUGGCAUUAAAGCAUGUUAGUUAUUUAAUACCGCUGUCUGGAACCUGAGAUUUUCCUCACUGAAACUACCCCAGCUGACUGUGUCUUAGGGGGGGUGGGAGAAGAGUUUUGAAGCAUUGUUGAUCCUU